ACCAAAAUUAAAUUAUCAUUCAAAAAAUAGAAAAUGGUGAUUUAAAAGGAAAACAACAACAGGCAACAACAACAACAACUUUGAACUACGAGAACAACGAAAUACCCAAACGAAAAAGCAAUGUUUUAUCAUCAGUGCAUCACAACAACGGCGACGAUGAUAAUUAUCAUCAAUUUGUUGAUGGUAAUUGUAAUGAUCGAAACAAAUUCAAAUAAUGAUAAUAAAAAAAAAAUUGAUUUAAUGGAAAUGGAAUCAUAUUUACCAAAAGAAUCAUUUGAUAGUUUUGAUCCGGAUAUUUUAUUAAGACGAUCAAAUCAUUCGAUUUAUGUACAAUAUAUAUCGACAAUGACAACAACAAUUAUGAUUGAUAUGAAUGAAAAUCAAUUAUCAUCAUCAUCAUCAUCAUCAUCAUCAUCAUUGAUUAUAAAUCAACUAAGAGCAGUACCAACAAGUGAUGGACAAAUCAGACAAUAUUGGUUGAAAGAUUUUCAAAAAAUUGAUGAUAAUAUUGCAUUGAAAACAAAUGGCCGUAUACGAAUGUUUGAAGAUGAAUUAUCAUUUCGUGCAGUUGAAUAUAAUGAUUCAGGUAUUUAUACCUGUGCAGAUAUUUCCAAUAUAAAUGGUGUACGUUUUUUACAUUUUCGUUUAUUUGUACGUUCGUAUAAUAGUAAUUGGUUAGAAAUAUCUAAUCCAAUUGCUGUUAUGAAAGUAACAUUAUUAUUUACAAUAUUAUGUAUAAUAUUACCAUGGAUAUUAUAUCGUUAUCAAAAUUUUGAUAGAAAAUUAAUAAGAAAAUAUUAUGUUGAAAUGAAAGUAACCAAAUCAAUGUUAAGAAGAGAGAAAAGAUUGAUUGAAUAUUGAUUUUUGGAUUCGGAACUUAUAAAAAA
Dermatophagoides pteronyssinus (European house dust mite) is the source of this 887-nucleotide messenger RNA. RefSeq lists its product as uncharacterized. The record is from RefSeq and is a predicted model, not a curated record. Lineage: Eukaryota; Metazoa; Arthropoda; Arachnida; Sarcoptiformes; Pyroglyphidae.